Messenger RNA from Strongylus vulgaris, 468 nucleotides. The record is from the annotation of a GenBank genome assembly. Lineage: Eukaryota; Metazoa; Nematoda; Chromadorea; Rhabditida; Strongylidae.
AUGACCUCUUUCUGUAAAAUCAUGCUCUUCAUCACUCAAAACACUACAUUUAAGGACCAAGGCAAAUUUGAACUCACGUACGAACCAGCUGUUAUGCGCCUAUAUCGUGAUGGAAGAACAGAGACAGUGAGGAGUUGCAGUACAGAAUCAUGCGAUUUCGUUCGAUCAAUGCUGGACAAGAACGAAACAGUAAGAAUCUCUACAUCUCCUCUUUCAUAUCGAUAUAUUGCCAAGUUUCAGAAUAAAACUAGGAUGGACUUGCUGCGACGAGCUUGCGAUCGUCAUCAAGCAUAUUACCGAAAUGCGAUGGCUGGACAUGGUGUCGACAGACAUCUGUUCGCUAUGUACGUCGUGUCAAAAUACUAUGCCAUAGCAUCACCUUUUCUGGAUAAUGUGUUCAGCAUGAGCUACGCCUUAUCGACAAGCCAGGUAAAUAAUAUAGCGAACAAUAAAUUUUCUCAUAAAUAA